Drosophila pseudoobscura is the source of this 1953-nucleotide messenger RNA. RefSeq names its product N-sulfoglucosamine sulfohydrolase (gene Sgsh). The coding region runs from base 246 to 1826 and encodes 526 amino acids. NCBI's taxonomy places the organism in Eukaryota, Metazoa, Arthropoda, Insecta, Diptera, Drosophilidae. The record is from RefSeq and is a predicted model, not a curated record. The transcript has a single exon. Gene Ontology annotation, biological process: glycosaminoglycan catabolic process; heparan sulfate proteoglycan catabolic process. Gene Ontology annotation, molecular function: glycosaminoglycan binding; N-acetylglucosamine-6-sulfatase activity; N-sulfoglucosamine sulfohydrolase activity.
CAUGCUCCCGCUGAGCCCGUGCUGUGAGAGGGCGAAAGAUUAAAACUGGAAUUGAAUGCGAUUGGAACUGGAAGUGAGCGAGCCGGAGAAAUGUGAGAACAUACAAACAGGCAAAGAUUUAGCUGAGAAUGCAUAAAAGGUAUUGGAAUCAUUUGGGCCUGGCCUCAGUGCGGUGACGACGUCCAUAGGAUUGCCUAGUGGUCUUCAAUUUGCUGAGAUUCGAGUUCGGAAUUGGAAAAUUGGUCAUGCGGCUGUUCAUCGCAGUGCUGGUGAUCCUAGUGGUAGGUGGAACCUAUUCCCGGGCGGCAGAACCGAAGAAUGUCCUGCUUUUGCUGGCUGAUGACGCUGGCUUCGAGAUGGGGGCCUACCUGAACAAGUUCUGCCAGACGCCCAAUCUGGAUGCCCUGGCCCGACGCGGUCUGCUAUUUAACAACGCCUUCACCUCGGUGAGCAGCUGCAGUCCCAGCCGUGCCCAGCUGCUGACUGGACAGGCCAGCCACGCGAGUGGCAUGUACGGACUCCAUCAGGGAGUGCACAACUUCAAUGUGCUGCCCGAGGUUGGGUCGCUGCCCAACGUGCUGCGGGAGCAGAGCAACGGUCGCAUCCUCAGCGGCAUCAUUGGAAAGAAGCAUGUGGGAGCCGCCGCCAACUUCCACUUCGACUUCGAGCAGACGGAGGAGCAGCACUCGAUCAACCAGAUUGGACGGAACAUCACCAAGAUCAAGGGAUAUGCGCGGGAUUUCCUCAAACAGGCCAAGGAUGAGCAGAGGCCCUUCUUCCUGAUGGUCGGGUUCCACGAUCCACAUCGUUGUGGCCACAUAACUCCGCAGUUUGGGGAGUUUUGCGAGCGCUGGGGUAGCGGGGAGGAGGGAAUGGGCAGCAUUCCCGACUGGAAACCCAUCUACUACGACUGGCGCAAUCUGGAGGUGCCCGCCUGGCUUCCGGACACGGACGUUGUGCGUAAGGAGCUGGCCGCCCAGUACAUGACCAUCUCGAGAUUGGAUCAAGGCGUGGGCCUGCUGCUCCGCGAGCUGGAGGCUUCGGGCCUGGCCGACCAAACGCUGAUCAUCUACACCUCUGACAAUGGACCACCUUUCCCCGGAGGACGGACCAAUCUCUACGAGCAUGGCAUACGAUCGCCGCUGAUCCUCAGUUCGCCACAGAAGGAUGAUCGCCAUCAUGAGACAACGGCUGCCAUGGCUAGUCUCUUGGACAUAUAUCCCAGUGUGCUGGACGCCCUCCAGCUGCCGGCACCAAAUGGAACCAAGUUCAGCGGAAAAUCCCUACUGCCUGUCCUGAAGGAGGAGCCGCCAGCGAAGGAGAGCGAUUCGGUCUUCGGGAGCCAGAGCUACCACGAGGUCACCAUGGCCUACCCCAUGAGAAUGGUGCGCAACAGGCGCUACAAGCUGAUCCACAACCUCAACUACUGGGCGGACUUCCCCAUCGACCAGGACUUUUACACCUCGCCCACAUUCCAGCAGAUCCUGAACGCCACAAUCAACAAACAGCCCCUGCCCUGGUAUCGCUCCCUUCUGCAGUAUUACCAGCGACCCGAGUGGGAGCUCUACGACAUCAAAGUAGAUGCCUUGGAACGAAACAACCUGGUGGACAAGCCCAAGUACAGUGGCAUCCUCAAGCAGCUGCGCCAGCAGCUCUACCAGUGGCAGGUGGACACCAAGGAUCCCUGGCGCUGUGCCCCACAUGCUGUGCUGCAGGAGCAGGGCGUCUUCAAGGAGAAUCCCGUCUGCCUCACCCUGGGACACGAGGCGUUGCAGAGGUCCAGGCGGAGGGUCCUAACUCAAUAUGAGGAGUAUGUUGUUGUCUAGCCACUCCAGCCUACCCCUUAGUCGGCUGGUAGCUUGUUCAUUUGCUAAAGUAUUUUAUAAAAUUUACAGUCUUAUCGCACAGUCAAUAAAGGAGCAAUUCAAAGUGCUGAUAACAUUGAGAACUGAA